Messenger RNA from Eubalaena glacialis (North Atlantic right whale), 297 nucleotides. Its product is annotated as keratin-associated protein 3-1. The transcript has a single exon. The record is from RefSeq and is a predicted model, not a curated record. Gene Ontology annotation, cellular component: keratin filament. Gene Ontology annotation, molecular function: structural molecule activity. Bases 1 to 297 code for a protein of 98 amino acids. Lineage: Eukaryota; Metazoa; Chordata; Mammalia; Artiodactyla; Balaenidae.
AUGGCUUGCUGUGCUCCCUACUGCUGCAGCGUCCCCACCGCCCCCGCCACCACCAUCUGCUCCUCUGACAAAUUCUGUCGGUGCGGAGUCUGCCUGCCCAGCACCUGCCCACACGAGAUCAGCCUCCUCCAGCCCACCUGCUGUGACAACUGCCCUCCACCCUGCUGUGAGCCUGACACCUACGUGCCAACUUGCUGGCUGCUCAGCUCUUCCUACCCAACUCCCGGACUGAGUGGGAUCAACCUGACAACCUUCAUUCAGCCUGGCUGUGGAAGUCCCUGUGAGCCCUGCUGUUAA